CUCCAAAACUUAGGACAACGAGCCUCUUUGCUUCGGUCUCAGUACCUCAGCUUCGGAACAUAGCAAAAACUCCCCUCUAGUGAAUUGUGAUUAUCCUCCAGUGCUGUUCGAUGACCCAAAUCCCCCGAUCACAAACCCUAAUUUUUGCUAUAUGUUCCUCUCUGAAGAGAAUUGAACAUCUCCGAUAGAAUUAUGGGUAAAAAAGUAAUAUAAGUUUUUGUUUUUAUGUUUUAAUUUGGUGAUCGUCGACGCAAGAAGACCGAUAUUAUUAAUGCAAGGUUUGAUCCAUUGAAAUUGCAGGCGCAGUUCGUUUGGUUUUUGAGCUGAAUCCAUGGCACAAAGUAAUUGGGAAGCUGAUAAGAUGCUUGAUGUAUACAUUUAUGAUUACUUAGUGAAGAAAAAAUUGCACAACACUGCAAAGUCCUUCAUGAACGAAGGGAAAGUCUCCCCAGAUCCAGUUGCAAUUGAUGCUCCAGGGGGUUUCCUUUUUGAAUGGUGGUCUGUCUUUUGGGACAUUUUUAUUACGAGGACAAAUGAUAAACAUUCAGAGUCUGCAGCUGCUUACAUUGAGGCACAACAAAUCAAAGCUAAAGAGCAGCAACUGCAAAUGCAACAGCUGCAAUUAAUGCGUCAAGCUCAGUUUCAGCGAAGGGAUCCUAAUCAUCCAAACCUGGGUGGUCCCUUAAAUGCUGUUAAUUAUGAUGGAAUGCUGAGCCAGUCAAAUGCCAGUGCAUUGGCUGCAAAGAUGUAUGAGGACCGCAUGAAACACUCUAAUUCAGUGGAUUUUGAUACAUCUCAACCGCUACUAGAUGCUAGGAUGGCCCUUCUAAAAUCUGCAGGAAGCCAUCCUGGUAAGUUGGUCCAAGGAAAUCCUGUAAGUGUGACUGCAGCAUUGCAACAAAUGCAAUCUACUCAACAGACCACUGACAUUAAAGGUGAAGUGAACUUGGGUACCACAAAUAGAUCUUUGCCUAUGGAUCCUUCCUCAAUUUAUGGGCAGGGAAUCAUGCAAUCAAAACCUGGGAUUGGAAGUACAGGAUUGAGCCCCGGAUCUGGCGGACUUCCAUUGAAAGGGUGGCCUUUAACUGGCAUUGAACAAAUUAGGCCAACUUUGGGAGCGCAAGUUCAAAGGCCAUUUCUACAAUUACAAGGCACCAGCCAGUUUCAGCUUUUGCCACAGCAACAGCAGCAGCAGCUUUUAGCACAGGCCCAGGGACAAAAUAAUCUAGGUAGUUCACCAGUCUAUGGAGAUAUGAAUGCCGGAAGGUUUAGGGGAUUGCCUAGGGGUACUUUGAAUGCAAAAGACAGCCAACCAAAUGUAAAUGACGGAUCUAUAGGUUCUCCAAUGCAAUCAACUUCAUCAAAGAUGAACGCGCCGCAUAUGCUACAAUCAUCCUCUCAACAACAAGACCCUUUACAACAGCAACAGUCGCAAAAGAAUAACCGAAAACGGAAGGGAGCUUCAUCAUCAGGACCAGCUACUAGUACUGGUACAGGAAACACAGUAGGUCCUUCUCAGAACUCUCAACCAUCUACUCCAUCGACUCAUACUCCUGGGGAUGGUGUUGCUAUCGCUGGCAAUUUGCAGCAUGGCAGUAACAUGUCAAAAGGUUCAAUGAUGUUUGCUGCUGAUGGAGCUGCUGCUCUUGCAUCAUCAACAAAUCUGGAAGACUUGGAACAUUUUGCAGAUGUUGGUUCCUUGGACGAUAAUGUGGAAUCUUUUCUCUCACAUGAUGAUGGUGAUGGAAGGGAUGUGUUUGGCAACCCAUCUGAAUAUAAUGCUGAAGCCUCAAAGGGUUUUAGCUUCAGCGAAGUUGGUUCUAUACGUAAAAGCAAUGGUAAAGUUGUCUGCUGUCAUUUCUCUACAGAUGGGAAGUUAUUGGCUAGUGCUGGGCAUGAAAAGAAGGUGGUUAUUUGGAACAUGGAAACUCUGCAAACUGAGUUCACUCAAGAAGAACAUACUCAUAUAAUCACUGAUGUUCGUUUCAGACCAAAUUCAACUCAACUUGCAACAUCGUCGUUUGAUGCAAGUGUACGACUCUGGGAUGCUGCAGAGCCAAGGUAUUCGUUGCAGACAUAUACAGGACAUACAUCACAUGUGAUGUCACUGGACUUCCAUCCCAACAAGAAUGAUCUUUUCUGCUCUUGUGAUGGUAACAAUGAGAUUCGCUUCUGGAGUAUCAGUCAGUAUUCUUGCACCCGCAUAUCAAAGGCACUUUCCUUGGUGAAUCAGGGAGCUACUGCACAAGUGAGAUUUCAACCCAGACUUGGACACCUACUGGCUGCCGCAGCAGAGAAUGUUGUGGGCAUCUUUGAUGUUGAGACUGAUAGACAGACGCUCACACUAAGGGGCCAUUCCUCACAGGUUAAUUCCAUUUGCUGGGACGCAAAUGGAGAUUAUUUGGCAUCUGUUAGUCAAGAAUGUGUCAAAGUUUGGUCAUUGACCUCAGGAGACUGUGUCCAUGAAGUUAAUGCCAGUGGAAACAAAUUCCAUUCAUGUGUUUUCCAUCCAAGCUAUUCCUCUCUUUUGGUAAUAGGGGGCUACCAGUCAUUGGAGGUGUGGAGCAUGGCUGACAACAAGUUCCUGACAGUUCCAGCGCAUGAAUGCGUGAUAGCAGCUCUGGCACAGUCACCAUUAACGGGCAUGGUUGCCUCUGCGAGUCACGACAAAUCUGUUAAGAUCUGGAAAUGAGUUUGCUGCCUUUUGUUGCUCCAAAUUCCGCAGUGUCUAGUCUUCCGACCCUCCCUCCAAGUUUUAGGCGUGGGUAAGUAAUGCUCAACCACCAUCAGAUUCAAUUCUUGACUCUUCUCAUUUUCAUUAGUUACUUUCUUUAUCAUGCAAUAAGGGGGAGCACAAUGUUCCAAAAUGGAAAAUUGACGGUUUGGUUAUGUCGCAUUUCUUGAGUUGCUGAAGUUGAUUAUGCAUAAUGCUCCAAAGAUAAUGAGGGUGUGUGUGUAUUAAGAGGCUCUGGUACUUGAUUGCCAUAUUUGAGUUGAGAAUUUCUUUGUUGGAAGAUUAUGUACAUAGACCAAUUUAGCUAUUGGAAGGCCUUACCAGAGAAAUUAUUGUAGUUUGAACUGAAUGAGCAUCUUUAAAGGUUUCUUGCAUGAACUGUUGUGAAAAUGCUGGUUGUUGUUUAUAAAACAGGAAGAUUUUAAGUAA
Molecule: messenger RNA, 3163 nt
Organism: Tripterygium wilfordii
Lineage: Eukaryota; Viridiplantae; Streptophyta; Magnoliopsida; Celastrales; Celastraceae
Product: transcriptional corepressor LEUNIG_HOMOLOG-like
Exons: 18
Coding region: 332-2692 (786 amino acids)
Molecular function (GO): transcription corepressor activity; protein binding
Source: RefSeq, a predicted model, not a curated record